Durio zibethinus is the source of this 2132-nucleotide messenger RNA. RefSeq names its product L-serine--phosphatidylethanolamine / L-serine--phosphatidylcholine phosphatidyltransferase-like. Gene Ontology annotation, molecular function: L-serine-phosphatidylethanolamine phosphatidyltransferase activity. Gene Ontology annotation, biological process: phosphatidylserine biosynthetic process. NCBI's taxonomy places the organism in Eukaryota, Viridiplantae, Streptophyta, Magnoliopsida, Malvales, Malvaceae. The record is from RefSeq and is a predicted model, not a curated record.
CAACUUUUUUUGUUCUCUCUUUCCUCCCUUUCAUCCUCAUCGUUUGGUUCCGGCUCUUAUUCAGUCAUAUCUUUAUAAUCUCUCUUUCUACACUAUUGCUUUUUCCGUCUGGCAAUCUACGUCCUCGUCUACUCUUCUUCCUUUUAUCAAAUCUGCUCUUUCACUAAAUCUCUGCAAUGUAUUUGUGAAACACCGAGAGCCUAUGGAACCUAAUGGUCAUAGGAGAGCAAGGACAAGGGAUCCUCUUGUUCAAGAAAACGGGGAUGCCGGUUUAUCAUAUUCCGUCGAUGAACUAGAUCCAUGGACUGCAUGGGCGUACAAACCUUGUACUAUUUCAUUAUUAUUUAUUGGUGCAUGCUUUCUUAUUUGCUCAUGUGAGCCUUUUUGUAGGGGUGUAUGGGCAAUGAUUGCAGUUUUUCUAGCUUUUUGCUUGCUGCAGGCUCCUUCUACGGUCCUUAUUCGGCCACAUCCUGCAAUUUGGCGUUUAGUUCAUGGAAUGGCUGUUGUUUAUCUUGUUGCACUCACAUUUUUGCUUUUUCAGGAAAUGCUGUUUGAUGAAUUUGUUCUAGCCCACAUCUUUGGUUGGUGGGGCAAGGCCAUUUUAAUCCAUAAUCAGCCACUUCUCUGGGUGCUUUCAAUUGGAUUUGAGUUGAUGGAGUUUAGCUUCCAACACAUGCUACCCAACUUUAAUGAGUGCUGGUGGGACGGCAUUAUUCUUGAUAUUUUGACAUGUAAUUGGUUUGGUAUUUGGGCUGGAAUGCAUACUGUUAGGUACUUUGACGGGAGAACUUAUCAGUGGGUUGGUAUAAGUCGCCAGCCUAACAUCAUUGGCAAAUGGGACAAAGAUGAAUGGCACCCUCUCCUUGGUCCAUGGCGUUUCAUUCAAGUUCUCAGCCUUUGCAUUGUCUUCUUGACAGUGGAACUUAAUACAUUCUUUCUAAAAUUUUGUCUCUGGAUUCCUCCUCGAAACCCUGUGAUUCUGUAUAGGUUGAUCUUGUGGUGGCUAAUAACAGUACCAACAAUUCGUGAAUACAACUCAUACCUCCAAGACCGAAAACCAGUGAAAAAGGUUGGAGCAUUUUGUUGGCUUUCCCUUGCAAUUUGCAUUGUUGAGCUUCUCAUUUGCAUCAAGUUUGGACAUGGUUUAUAUCCUAAGCCGAUGCCAAAGUGAUUGGUGGUUUUCUGGCUGUCUGUUGGAGUAGCCCUUGUUUCAUUCAUUCUCAUUUGGUCUUGGAAACUGCAGCAGAGUUACAGCCAAAAGAGAAGAUAAUUUUGGCAAUGCGGUAUCCGUCAAUGUCCGUAAAUAUGUUUCACUUCAUAAAUUGUAAAUGCUUAUUCCCAGGGUGUGGAUCACAGAUUCCAGUGCAACAUAUUUUAUCUUUGUUGUUAGGAUGGUGAGAAGUGCUCUUCUAAUGUCAAGCCCGCAAGUUCACAAUUUGCCACCAUUUACCAAUGUGGCAAAUUUUUCCUACUUGUCUUGAGUGAAAUGUUUCAGAUUUAGAAGCUUUUCAUACUGUAGUUCUCAUUUUUUAGAUGCUAUUUAUUUUAUUGGAUUUUUCCACCACUUUACAAUGUCUUUGGUAGGAGGGAAAAGAAAGAGGGUGGAAGGCAAAAGUACUUCCUUUCAUUUUUUUUUCAUUCCUUUUUUUUUGUUUGGUAGGAGAGAAAAAACAAAGGGAAGGAAAAUUUUGUUUGAUAGCAGAGAAAUAGGAUGAGGGAAAGGAAAUGAGUGGGUUUUGUAUUUUUUGAAUGAUAGACUAAUCUUGAAUUUAAAUAGAGAGGGAAGUCUGCCUGAUUCAAAAUUUCAAAAAAAAAAAAAAAAAACUUGAAUGAAUGUUUUAAUGGCGUGAAGUGAAAAGAUUAUAAGUGCAGUUGAUCCCAUAAAAAACUUACAUAUAUGACAAUUCAGUAAAAAAAAAAAUUAUAUGCGGGGGAUUAUUUGCACCCCAUCUUUUUACUACACACUCCCUACCUCAACACUCCAUUAUUUACUCAUCAUAUCCCACAUCCAAAACAUAAAUAUACUUAAAACUCAAGCAUUCUUUCUCCUUUCUCUCACAGUUGUUUCUUUCACAGCUCAAACUUAAACCUUAAACUCUAAAAUUUAUAACUUUAAAUCAAGCCAAAAUUCA